Messenger RNA from Ananas comosus (pineapple), 801 nucleotides. RefSeq names its product histone H2AX. Gene Ontology annotation, molecular function: structural constituent of chromatin; DNA binding; protein heterodimerization activity. Lineage: Eukaryota; Viridiplantae; Streptophyta; Magnoliopsida; Poales; Bromeliaceae. Gene Ontology annotation, cellular component: nucleosome. The transcript has 2 exons. Bases 178 to 597 code for a protein of 139 amino acids. The record is from RefSeq and is a predicted model, not a curated record.
AUCAUCUCGUUCCCAAAAACAAAGCCUCUACCCCGCUCUCUCUCUCGUGUUAGGGUUUCCAAUCCAUUACCCCCUCCACCUCUCCUCUUCCUCUCUAGGGUUGGGGUAUCGAUCCACUCCCUUCUCCUCCUCCACUCUAGGGUUAGGGUUUCGAUCCAAACUACGACCCCGACGACGAUGAGCUCCUCGGGAUCGACCAAGGGCGGGCGCGGCAAGGCCAAGGCGACGAAAUCGGUCUCACGGUCGCAGAAGGCAGGUCUCCAGUUCCCCGUCGGCCGCAUCGCCCGCUUCCUCAAGGCCGGGAAGUACGCCGACCGCGUCGGCGCCGGCGCUCCCGUAUACCUCUCUGCAGUCCUCGAGUACCUCGCCGCCGAGGUUCUUGAGUUAGCUGGCAAUGCUGCAAGGGAUAACAAGAAGAAUAGGAUUGUGCCACGGCAUAUACAGCUUGCUGUGAGGAAUGAUGAGGAACUGAGUAAGCUUUUGGGGAUGGUGACAAUUGCGAAUGGUGGGGUUUUGCCCAACAUUCAUCAGACUUUGUUGCCCAAGAAGGCGGGGAAGGAUAAGGGGGAACUUGGAUCGGCAUCACAGGAGUUUUAGAUUUGUUUUAGCUAUAAAUAAUUUGAGGUCGGAUGGAAAGGUUUUGUUGUUGGUGUGGUUUCCUUUUUCUGGGUUAUGGUUUGUAAUGUAAGGAGUGGGUUAGGAAUAUAGUGCUUUUUGAUCUUAAUUAACUACAGUUUUUAAUGUCUUGAAAGCUAAAACUACUGGUGUGAAAGGAUGUGCAUCUUAGAUGUGUAUUUUUCA